This is a messenger RNA of Ylistrum balloti, 2244 nucleotides long. RefSeq names its product histidine--tRNA ligase, cytoplasmic-like. NCBI's taxonomy places the organism in Eukaryota, Metazoa, Mollusca, Bivalvia, Pectinida, Pectinidae. Gene Ontology annotation, biological process: mitochondrial translation; histidyl-tRNA aminoacylation. Gene Ontology annotation, cellular component: mitochondrion; cytoplasm. Bases 466 to 1791 code for a protein of 441 amino acids. The transcript has 13 exons. The record is from RefSeq and is a predicted model, not a curated record. Gene Ontology annotation, molecular function: histidine-tRNA ligase activity; ATP binding.
AUAUGAGUGGUAGUUACUGACCAUAUGAGUGGGAAUUACUGGCCAUAUGAGUGGGAAUUACUGACCAUAUGAGUGGUAGUUACUGACCAUAUGAGUGAUAGUUACUGACCAUAUGAGUGGGAAUUACUGGCCAUAAGAGUUGUGGAGUUACUGGCCAUAUGAGACGGAGUAACUGGCCGUACUAGAUUUUUAGAUCAUCAUUUCCAUACAAUAACUAAAAUCUCAAAGUUCACAAACUGCUUUCUUAUUGAAAGUGCUUACAUGGUAUUGCUUUUUCAAAGGUCACUGACUGUAAAAGGAAAAUUGCUCUCUGCCAGUUCCUGUUGAUUGAAUAAACAUAACAAAAUUAAAGAAGAGGUGGACAAACUGUUAGCUUUGAAAUGCCAAAUAAAAGGGGAUGCUCCUUCAUCAAAGAACUUUGUUCUGAAAUGUCCAAAGGGUACCAAGGACUACACGCCCCAACAGAUGGCCAUCAGGGAAAGCGUCUUCAACACCAUAAUCACUUGCUUCAAACGCCAUGGAGCAGAAACCAUUGACACACCUGUGUUUGAACUCAAGGAAACAUUGACCGGGAAGUAUGGUGAAGAUUCCAAGUUGAUUUAUGAUUUGAAAGAUCAAGGAGGAGAGCUCCUGUCACUUCGAUAUGAUCUGACUGUACCAUUUGCACGUUACCUGGCCAUGAAUAAAGUCAUGAAUAUCAAGCGUUACCACAUAGCUAAGGUGUAUCGCCGUGACAACCCAGCCAUGACACGAGGGCGGUUCCGUGAGUUUUAUCAGUGUGAUUUUGAUAUUGCCGGUCAGUAUGAUGCGAUGAUACCAGAUGCUGAAUGUAUAAAGAUUGUCACAGAAAUUUUAUCUAAAUUAGAACUUGGGGACUUCGUUAUAAAGGUCAACCAUAGAAAAUUAUUAGACGGUAUGUUUGCUGCAUGUGGUGUUCCAGAUGAUAAAUUUAGAACGAUAUGUUCCUCUGUUGACAAACUGGACAAGACAUUUUGGGAUGAUGUACGGACUGAGAUGAUUGAAGAGAAGAAAUUAGAUCCAGCAGCAGCUGAUAAAAUAGGGAUGUAUGUGAAGCUUCAAGGUAGCCAAGAUCUGAUAGACAAGUUGAUGCAAGAUGAUGCCAUAAAAUCACAGAAGUCAGCGGUGGAAGGCCUGCAGGAUAUCAGCCUUCUGCUUAAGUACUGUGAACUGUUUGGUAUAGCAGAUCAUGUCAGUUUCGACCUAAGUCUAGCUCGUGGUUUAGACUACUACACGGGCGUCAUUUACGAGGGAGUCCUCAAAGGUUUUACCCAUGACCCAAGUGCAAAGAAAGGAGAAGAGACUGUCUCUGUUGGUAGUGUGGCAGGAGGAGGAAGAUACGAUGGUCUUGUUGGCAUGUUUGACCCAAAAGGUCGCAAAGUCCCAUGUGUCGGUGUUAGUAUUGGCAUAGAGAGAGUGUUUGCUAUCAUGGAGGCUCGAGCAAUUGCUGCAAAGGCGAAGAUUAGAACAACAGAAACAGAAGUAUAUGUGGUGUCUGCCCAGAAAGGUCUGCUGGAGGAACGCUUAAAACUCUGUCGAGAGUUGUGGGAUGCAAAUAUCAAGACGGAGCAAGCUUAUAAGGCCAAUCCUAAGCCCCUGACACAGUUCCAGUACUGUGAGACAGCUGGUAUACCCCUAGCAGUUAUCAUAGGCCAGUCAGAGAUAGAAAACCAAUUUGUAAAGCUGCGAAACACUGUCACAAGGGAGGAGAAAAAUGUACCGAGGGACCAAAUGAUAAGUGAAAUAAAGUCGGAGUUGGAGAAGAUGACGUAGGAUCAGUGUGUUCAGAGAUUUUAACUUAUUAAAUGAGACUGUAUUGGAAAAAUGAUUUACCAUUUAGCCAACAUAUACUACUGUCUUUAACUGAUAUUCACACAAAAGUAUGUUAUUUUGCUUUAAUAUGUUUCCAAAGAUAUGUUUAAGAAUCAGUGGAGGUCAUUUGGGAGAAGACUUACAGGCUCAGGCCUGCUGUCUAAUCCUAUUGAUUGUUUAUAUCAAUAAAAUAUUCUGAAACUAAAAAAUGAGGUUAAUGAAUCAACAAUAGGGGAAUUUUGCCAUCAAAUUGAAUUCAACAGACUUUUGUUGUCGUUGGCUUAAGUAGGCCCUGCUCUCCAGAAAAUCCUGGAUGUUUGUUUUACUUAAAAUAAAGCAGAAUGUGUGAAUAAAUUAAGAUCAUUCUGAAUAUGAACUGUGUAUGUAGGAAAAUAAAUAUUGCAUGAGAUUAAA